UAGAAGAUCUUAUAUUUGUUGAAAAUGGCAUACAUUUUUUUUCAGUAUCAUAUUGUAGUAUAGUCCUGACUGAUACACCAAGCUUGCUCGUCAGCUCGAUCAUGACGAAUCAUAGAACUGAAACGUCUUCUUUUUUUAACUUGCAUGCAUUUGACGAGCGGUUGCUGCUCUAUGAACUAGCAUAAUACGGUUAGUCUUCUUUCAAAUUGCAUCUGAGGAUAAUUAUUACCAGAAUCAGUCGUUCCCUAAAUAAUAUUAAAAUAAGGGAUGAUAACAGCUAGCAACUUACAGUUCAAGUAUUUGAUUUGGCACUUUUUAGGAAAAUGCCGUAGUCACAUCUUAAGAGUGUCGGUUACACAAGUGCAUGGGCCAUGAUGGAUGGUUAUCAUUCAUCCAAUGCCUGUUGGCUAAAAUAGCUCGUAACUGGUAGAUUACAGAUCCUUAACUUCUGGAACACUUGCUAUCCCAUCAUUACUCCCUAGAUGCCUCAUCCGAGACUAUUAUACAAUUCUUGCACAUCCACGCUAACCACAGAAUUCCUGAAAUACUGAUAUUCAAUCAUAUGCUGAAGUCUUAGCCAAUCUACUGUCUGUGUGAUAUAAGAAAAUAGUACAGCUGUAAAGGCAUGUAGGCUUCUAGAGCCACUAUACUAAUAUUGAGCAAAAUGGCUUGCUUACUAUCACUUAUGUGCAAGCUAAGCAACUGAACUAUAUAAAGCAGGCUGUGAGCUCUAGUUCACCUAAAAAAUCAGCAAGGACAUUCACAACAUGGUUUACAGACUCCUCUUUGGAUUUCUCCUUCCUCUUGUCUUACAACCCUCCUUAGUGUUAUGCAAUCCACCAGAGCUGAAGAUUGGCUUUUACCAAUACACAUGCCCGUAUGCAGAGGUCAUUGUUCGCGAUGAGAUUGCCAGGAUCAUCUCCCACGUCCCAAGCCUUGCUGGUCCUCUGCUUCGCAUGCACUUCCACGACUGUUUUGUGAACGGUUGCGAUGGUUCUAUUCUGCUUGAUAGCAUACCAGGAUUACCAUCCGAAAAGGAAUCGGAACCGAACCUCAGCCUGCGAGGCUUCGGCACAAUCGACCUUGUCAAGGCUAAACUGGAGCAAGCCUGCCCUGGAGUGGUCUCAUGCGCUGAUAUCCUAGCUCUCGUGGCAAGGGAUGUUGUACUACUGACCCAUGGGCCUUACUGGAAUGUUCCAACUGGGCGGCGAGAUGGGUUGAGAUCGGUGAAGGAUGAAGCUUUGAACAACCUACCUCCACCUUUUUUUGAUGCCACUCGUAAUCUGAACCAGUUCUUCGUCCCGAAGGGUCUUGAUGCGAAGGAUCAGGUGGUUCUGCUAGGGGGGCACACCCUUGGGACCUCCCACUGCUCGUCCUUCUCGGACCGGCUGUACAACUUCAGCGGCACACAGAUGCCGGACCCGGCGCUGGACAGGCGGUACGCGCUGCGGCUGAAGAGCAAGUGCAGGCCCGGCGACGCGACGACGCUGGUGGAGAUGGACCCGGGGAGCUUCAGGACAUUCGACGCGAGCUACUACCGUCACGUCGCCAGGGGGAGGGCGCUCUUCACCUCGGACGAGACGCUCAUGCUGGACCCCUUCACCAGGGACUACGUCCUGCGCCAGGCGGCCGUCGCCGCUGCCGGCGGCUACCCCGCCGAGUUCUUUGCGGACUUCGUGGCGUCCAUGGUGAAGAUGGGGAACAUGCAGGUGCUCACCGGCACGCAGGGCGAGGUCAGGCGGCGCUGCGGCGCCGUGAACCUGAUUGGCAUGUAGGCCGCUGGCGGUGGUCAGUGAUCACCGGCCCGUAAAUUAUCGAAAGUCUGUGGGUAUUGUAUAAUUGAUGUGUAUUACGCGUGUACAUUUGUGUGCAUCAUUGUCUUUCUUCAUUUGCAUUGUUUGUUUGUGCGAUGUAUUCAAAUUCAAAUAAAAUGUUUGCUUGAUUGAUUCGGUGGAAUAAAAUGCCAGCCUCGAUGAACACUCUA
This is a messenger RNA of Triticum urartu, 1984 nucleotides long. Its product is annotated as peroxidase 1. Gene Ontology annotation, molecular function: heme binding; peroxidase activity. Gene Ontology annotation, biological process: response to oxidative stress; hydrogen peroxide catabolic process. The record is from RefSeq and is a predicted model, not a curated record. Lineage: Eukaryota; Viridiplantae; Streptophyta; Magnoliopsida; Poales; Poaceae.